CAAGAAAAGAUCAGUGAGCUCUUUCCCCAAUUUCCCCUCCCAGUGGCGGCCUAUCCGAAGACAUAACCUAACUUGCUUUUUUAUUACUCAAACUUUUUUUGUUAAUUGAAUUUUACUUCAGUCACAGGGACCAUUAUAUUUCCCCCAGGCUUAAAAACAGAUUAUUAUUGUAACAGAGUGUUAUGUGUAAAAUACAGGAGACCGGACUAAAAAAACCAGACCUCUGAGGUCCCAUCCACCCAUAUUUCUAUGAUCCUAUGAUCAUUACCAUCAGAAAGGAAGCAACUUCUUCAUAACCACCCAAGCCAGGAUUAGAGGCAGGAUUCCAACCCAGAUCUUUUAGCCGAGAGAGGUUUGAAAACUUCAUUUCCCAGAUCCCUAGCGAAGGCCCAGUAACGCACAGUUGCUGCGGGGAGGGCCAGGGAGCUCGGGGCUGAGUGUUUACGGAAGCUGCCGAAGCCGGAGUCGCUGACGGAUCCAGGAGAGCUGUCUGCCAGCCCUGUCCAGCCCAGCCCGGCCCCGAGCGCCCAGGUUUCUGCCUAGUCGUAGCAUGGCAGGGGAAGAGGCUGGGAUCAGCUCGUGUGCGGCGUGUGACGACAGCCCUCCGAUUUAUUCGUGGGCACUGGAAAAGGAGACCGAUUUUAACCCUGCCUCCUCCUAGGCUUGUGCCGGCUGUGGAUGAUUGCCUAUCCCCACCCCUGGUGCCAGGGCCAUGGCCUCCAUCAAUGAGCUGCCCGAGAACGUCCUCCUGGAGCUAUUCUCCCUGGUGCCAGCCCAGGAGCUGCUGAGGCACUGCCGGCCAGUCUGCAGCCUGUGGAGGGACCUCAUCGACCUGGUGUCCCUGUGGAAACGCAAGUGCCAGAGAGAGGGCUUCAUCUCCCAGGACUGGGACCAACCAGUAGCUGACUGGAAGGUUUUCUACUUCCUCUGCAGCCUCCGGAGGAACCUGAUCCGAAACCCCUGUGCCCGAGAGGGCUUGAAAUUUUGGAUAAUUGACCAGAAUGGAGGAGAUAACUGGAAAGUGGAAGACACACCUGGAGCCCAUGGGAAAGAGUUUCCAGACCCCAAAGUCAAGAAAUACUUUGUCACCUCCUAUUACACCUGCCUCAAGUCUCAGAUGGUGGACCUGAAAGCCGCGGGGUAUUGGAAAGAGCUGAUGGACACCGUGAGGCCGGACAUUGUGAUCAAGGACUGGUUUGCUGCCAGAUACGACUGUGGCUGCCGCUACCAGAUCUGUGUGCAGUUACUCUCAGCGGACUACCUCGUCCUGGAUUCAUUUGAGCCCCCACCGGUGGAGAUCCAACAAUGGAGUGAUUGCGAGUGGAGAGAGGUCUCCCACACAUUCUCCAACUAUCCCCCAGGAGUUCGUCACAUUCGCUUCCAGCAUGGUGGCAAGGACACUCAGUUCUGGGCUGGGUGGUACGGCUCCCGAGUCACCAACAGCAGCAUCACCAUUGGCCCUGAGGUCACCAAGAAACCCAGUCCUACAGACGACGCAGUCAGAUGUAGCAACUAGAUCCAGACCCAGAUGUCACCAAUGGCGACAGAGUCUUCCUACUUUUCACAGCUUUGAGUUUCAAUAAACACUUUCCAUACAGACA
Molecule: messenger RNA, 1601 nt
Organism: Vombatus ursinus (common wombat)
Lineage: Eukaryota; Metazoa; Chordata; Mammalia; Diprotodontia; Vombatidae
Product: F-box only protein 6-like
Exons: 7
Coding region: 713-1516 (267 amino acids)
Biological process (GO): glycoprotein catabolic process; SCF-dependent proteasomal ubiquitin-dependent protein catabolic process
Cellular component (GO): cytoplasm; SCF ubiquitin ligase complex
Molecular function (GO): ubiquitin protein ligase activity; protein binding
Source: RefSeq, a predicted model, not a curated record